CCCCCCUCCCUGCCGCCCUCCACUCAUCCUCAUCACACCAAUAUGUUUGCAUCGCCUGCUGCUCUACCUCCACCUCCUCCUCUCACCUCAAACACUCUGCCGGUCCCUGGACACCAAGCUGGGAGUGCCUACUCAGAACAAGACCUUCUCCGGCAGGAAUUAAACACUCGUUUCUUGGCAUCUCAGAGUGCUGAUCGCGGGGCAUCACUGGGUCCACCUCCAUACCUGCGGACUGAAUUCCACCAGCACCAGCACCAGCAUCAGCACCAGCACACACACCAACACACACACCAGCACACCUUCACCCCUUUCCCCCACGCCAUCAUGCCCACGCCUGCACCACCCAUGGUGCGUACCCCAGGCAGAAAUUUCGACAAAUACCCCACUAAAGUUGACCCCUUCUACAGACACAGCCUGUUCCACUCUUACCCCCCAGCGGUGUCUGGCAUUCCGCCCGUCAUCCCGCCAACGGGGCCCUUCGGAUCUCUGCAGGGAGCGUUCCAGCCCAAGACCUCAAACCCUCUAGAUGUGGCAGCCAGGCCUGGAGCCGUCCCACACACACUCCUUCAGAAAGACCCUCGGCUGACAGAUCCGUUCCGGCCGGUUCUCAGGAAACCAGGAAAGUGGUGUGCUAUGCAUGUCCAUAUAGCCUGGCAAAUUUACCACCACCAACAGAAAGUAAAGCAGCAGAUGCAGGUUGACCCACACAAGUUGGACUUUGGCCUCAAACCUGAGUUCCUAAGUCGACCCCCAGGUCCCACCUUUUUUGGAGCUAUCCAUCACCCUCAUGACUUGGCACGACCUGCAUCGCUUUUCUCAGCAGCAGGGUCCACACAUCCCUCAGCUGCACCUUUUGGACACCCUUCACAUCAUCCUAGCAACUUUCUUACCCCAGCACCCCACUUUGAGCCCUUCAACAGACCGUCUUCAUUUGGAGGUCUGGCCUCAUUAAGCACUGCAGCCUUUGGUGGACUGGGAAACCCAGCACUCGCAUCCAACUCUGUAUUUGGCCACAAAGAUGUACCCAGCGCACAACAGCACUUCAGCGGACCCCACGAGCCAUGGAACAGACUCCACCGCACUCCGCCAUCCUUCCCCACCCCACCUCCCUGGCUCAAACCUGGAGACACUGAACGCAGCGUGUCGGUCAGCUCCCAUGAGAGAGAACGAGAACGGGAACGAGAAAGGGACCGAGAGAGAGAACGUGACCUGGACAAAAGGGAUUCAUCAGUCAACAAAGAUGAUAAGGAGCGGGAAACUGCAGAAAAGAGACACCAGAAUCACCCAUCCCCGAUUCCUGUCAACCCCCUCACUCUGAUGAGUCACACCCGAUCAUCUGAGCCCUCCCGGAACCACAUCCCCACUAGUGAAUCUCGGGAUAAAGAAAAGCCCAAAGAUCGUGAGAGAGAGCGAGAGCACUCGGACUGGAAAGACUCCAACACAGAUGAGCACAAGAUGAAGGAGAAUCACCACAGUGACAAAGACACUCCCAUCAUCCACGACGGACGGGUUUCUGAAGACAAGCUGGCAAAUCGGGUUACAGCGUCACCCUACAUGCGGUCAGGCACCAUAGAUCGGGUGAACGGUGGGCUGACUCGAGAUGUUCUGGAGAAAAAGUCAGAUAUCACCUAUGAAAAGAAAAACAGUGAAGUGAAGGUGAAAGAAGAGAGGAAAGAGGAGCAGGAUGGUCCCAUAAGGAGAUCCCCGGAGCAGAGAUCCACACCACAAGCACCACCUCCUGCUGCUCUCCACCCUCCAUCUUCAAUGCCUGUACCCAUGGGCAUGCCCAGUAUGCAUCCCAUAAACAGUAUCAGUAGUCUGGAGAGGACUCGUAUGGUGGCCCCCUUCAUGGGUAUCAGUCCCAUCCCAGGGGUAGAGAGGUUCCCCUAUCCUGCCUUUCAUUGGGAUCCCAUGAGGGACCCUUACCGGGGACUGGAUAUCCACCGGAGGGAUCCGUUAGCUCGAGAUUUGCUACUGCGGAAUGACCCCCUGCACCGGUUAACAGCGUCGCGCCUUUAUGAAGCGGAGCGCUUGUAUCGGGACCGUGAGCCACAUGACUUUAACCGAGACCUCCCUCACGGACUGACCUUGGAACAGCGACGGGAACAAGAGCGGGCGCACAUAGAGGAGCGGGAACGUCUGCACUUGCUCCGAGAAGACUACGAGCAGGGGCGUCUGCACCCGAUGCAUCACCCUGCUUUAGACGGACACCUCCCUCACCCAGGUCUCAUGGCCCCUGGACUUCCCAGCAUGCACUACCCCCGUGUUAGCCCCUCCUCUGCCAUAGCUGCCCAGAACGGAAUCCUCAACAAAACCCCUCCCACCGCAUCACUCAGUGCCCCACCCCCUCUUAUCCCAACCCUAGGAGCGCGUUCCACGUCUCCCAGACGGACUACCCCACUCGGCACUGACAUUAGAGACAGACCCCCUUCACACACACACAAAGACAUCGAGGCACGGUGAGACCCCUGAUGGACUGAAAUGGAUCUCAAAAGCAAGCACUUGAGGCUGUAUCAUAUCUGUGUAUAGAUUGUGCAUUAUUGAUUGUUUUAGUUUUUUUGCGUUUUGCUUUCGUACAAAAGACUGAGAUUUUUCAUGCUCUUUUAUCCUGUUCAUUGCUGUUUAUUCUUAAAUGUACAGUCCACUGAUCUUAAACAAUUGGACAAGCGCUAGAUCUCCAACAUGGGAAAAUGGUCUUGGAAUGUACAGGUACCUCAAUACAUUGCAAAAAGGCAGAACUUGUAGAUAUGUGGAAAGUCGGUGUGUUUCUCUCCUUGAGGAAAAAAAAAAUAAGGUACAAAUAUGCAAAUGGGUAUUAUGAAAGCUUUACUUUGAAAUUCUGUACAUAGUGGGCAGUGAUCAAAAUGAGAGCGAGUGCACAGUCUCUGGUUUUAGUUUAAUGCUGCAUAUUAAUAGUUUGGAAAGAUCAUAUUGUCCAAGAGACCACAUCCCUUCUUUCAACUAUGCAACUCAUGCGUGGGUUUUCUCUCUGUAUCACUUUUCUCUCCUCUAUAGUACAACCAGUCUCUACUGAACCCUCUCAUUCUAUAACAGUACAUGCUCACAAAUGAGAAACAUUACACAAGAGUUUUACUCGCACAUCUGACAAACAUGUUCCCUAACUUUUAAUCCAGAAACAUGCUUUUGUUAUUCAAGCUAUAAAGAUCUGUGUUGACAAUCCUUACAAAUACACCAGUGUUCCAAGAAGCUAACAAAACAAAAUUCUCUGAAUUAAUUACCUCUAAAUGAAAAUUCUGGCAAUUUUAAAAAGAUUGCAAAAUUACAACACAUCCCAUCAUGUCACGAGAAACGAAAGCAGGACAAUUCUCUAUUGGUCUAACUGUGUACUAAAGUGUUAUCUACACAUUGUGUAUCUACACACUGAUAACGUAAGUUGUAAGCUAUGAACUGUUUGUUUUUAUUGAGCAGAGAUCUAUUUUAGUAGUCCAUUGGAGGGAUAGUUGUGCGCUUUUAAACUCUGUGAAAAUCAGCUGUUGUGCAGUGUUAUUUUAUUUUUUUCAUUUAAUUUACUCUCUUUUUUUAUCAAUCAUUCAAAUGUCCACUGAAGCAGUAGUGGGUAGUCAAUAUGUAUUGCAAAGAGAUUGUAAGAAACUUUUUUGCUGUUUAUCAUGUACGUAAAAAAUUAAGUCCUUUCUAGAUCAUGUACAAAAAAGGGUGAGGCGACAGCAUGCUCCUCAGUUAAACUUGUGUUAUGUAAAUUGUGCCAUGUUAUUAAAAAAUGUGAACUAA
Carassius auratus (goldfish) is the source of this 3750-nucleotide messenger RNA. Its product is annotated as autism susceptibility gene 2 protein homolog. The transcript is spliced from 12 exons. Bases 43 to 2463 code for a protein of 806 amino acids. The record is from RefSeq and is a predicted model, not a curated record. NCBI's taxonomy places the organism in Eukaryota, Metazoa, Chordata, Actinopteri, Cypriniformes, Cyprinidae.